GCAGCUGUAACUGAAGGCAGCCUUGUUGGAAGAAUCUCCUCUACUCUGGCUGAUUUUUUAUUUCAUUUUUUAUUUUUUCAGGAAAGGUUCUUUUGCACAAGAACUGCUGAAGGAAAAUACUUUUCUUUCUUUCUUUUCUUUUUUUUCCUUUUUUUUCUUUUUUUUUACAAAGCGCCGUUGCCAUUUUCGCACCACGCCACAGAGAGGAGGCACAUUGUGUGUGGCGCAGCGCGACAGUGCAGUGUCCGAUUACAAGCCGUGCGCUAAGGAGCCGCCGGCACAGAGCGCUUUCCCGUGGGGCAGAAAUAGCACGCGGGGCUCCGGAGGAGCGAGAGGAAUCUUUGUAGAGACAGAAGGAGUUUCUUACCCCUCCAUUUAUUUCUUUUUCUAUACCAAGGUCCAUAUUUUCGGAGACGCAGCAGAAGUGAGGAUAUUUCAUCUUCAUCUCAACCUCUGUGUUUCCACUCUUUUCUUCUCAGCGGCACAAGACUAGAUGAACGGGAGUUGGGCACCUCACUUGGUGUGUCUCUUCAAUGCUCUUGGGCCCUGAGGCCUGAGGAGAAAUAAGCCAAGCCUAUAGACCCCCAUGGGACGCCCUGUUACCCAGCAUGCACUGCUGCUGCUGCAGUGUAUGCUGGUCCUGUGCCUCGGAGGUGUGGCCGGUAGGAGAGGGCCUGUCCUGCUUCCCGAAUCGCCCUGCCACAAGACGGAGCACCCACUCAUCCCACACUCAGAGAUGGAGCCGUGGAUCUUCAGGUUCAAAGCAGAGGGAACGGUGGAUUACUCGCAGCUGACCUUCGACCCAGGCCAGAAUGAACUGAUUGUCGGUGCCAGAAAUCACCUUUUCAGGCUUAACCUGGAGGACCUGACACUGAUCCAGGAGGCAGAGUGGCACUGCGAUGAGUUCACCAAGGGAGCUUGCUUCAGCCGUGGAAAAUCCGAGGAGGAGUGCCAGAACUACAUUAGGGUGCUAUUGGUGAAUGGGAACAGGUUGUUCACCUGCGGAACCAACGCUUUCACCCCCAUCUGCACCAACCGAACGCUGACUAACCUGACAGAGAUCCACGAUCAGAUCAGUGGCAUGGCUCGGUGUCCCUACAACCCCCUCCACAACUCCACCGCCCUCAUCACAUCCAGUGGGGAGCUUUACGCCGCCACUGCCAUGGAUUUCUCCGGGCGAGACCCUGCCAUCUACCGGAGCCUUGGCGGCCUGCCACCGCUGCGUACCGCCCAGUACAACUCCAAGUGGCUCAACGAGCCAAAUUUCGUCUCCUCCUAUGAUAUUGGCAACUUCACCUACUUCUUCUUCCGGGAGAAUGCGGUGGAGCACGACUGCGGCAGGACGGUGUUUUCCCGUGCAGGGCGCGUCUGUAAAAACGACAUUGGCGGUCGCUUCCUUUUGGAGGACACGUGGACCACCUUCAUGAAGGCUAGACUGAACUGCUCCAGACCAGGAGAAAUCCCCUUUAACUACAAUGAGUUGCAGGGGACGUUCUACUUACCCGAACUGGAGCUGCUCUAUGGCAUUUUUACAACCAACGUAAACAGCAUUGCAGCAUCUGCAGUGUGUGCAUUCAAUCUCAGUGCCAUAUCACAGGUUUUCAACGGCCCUUUUAAGUACCAGGAAAACUCACGGUCUGCCUGGUUGCCCUACCCCAACCCCAACCCAGACUUUCAGUGCGGCACCAUCGACUCUGGCUCUUAUGUGAACCUGACUAAAAGAAACCUGCAAGACGCUCAGAAGUUUCUGCUGAUGCAUGAAGUGGUCCAGCCUGUGGUCCCCGUGCCCUACUUCAUGGAGGACAAUGUCCGCUUCACACAUGUGGCAGUGGAUGUUGUGCAGGGAAAAGACAUGCUAUUCCACAUCAUCUAUUUGGCCACUGAUUACGGUACUAUCAGGAAAGUGCUUUCUCCUCUCAACCAGUCCACAGGGAGUUGCUUAUUGGAGGAGAUUGAGUUGUUCCCGCCUAGGAAGAGGCAGCCGAUACGAAGCCUGCUGAUCCUGCACAGCCGCAGCGAGCUUUAUGUGGGUGUAAGAGACCAGGUCAUCAAGAUCCCGCUCAAGAGAUGUAGCUACCACAAGAGCAGAGAAGCCUGUGUAGGAGCCAGGGACCCGUACUGUGGUUGGGAUCUGUUGCUGAAGAAAUGCACCACCCUGGAGGAAAGUGUCAGAAUGAGCCAGUGGGAGCAGAGCAUAACAAAAUGCCCUGUCCGUAAUGUGACAGUCGAUGGAGGAUUUGGUGCCUGGUCAAGCUGGUCCAUGUGUAGCCAUAAUGAUGGAGGCAGCGCAGGGUCCUGUCUGUGUCGGACACGGGCUUGUGAUAACCCCACCCCUCAAUGUGGUGGCCAGCGGUGCUAUGGGAUCAGUGUUGAAGUCGCUAAUUGCUCCAGAAACGGAGCUUGGACUCCCUGGACCGUCUGGUCUCCCUGCAGCACUAGCUGUGGCAUCGGCUUCCAGGUGCGUCAGCGCUCCUGCAGCAACCCGACCCCUCGUCACGGCGGGCGAGUGUGUGUGGGCCAGAACCGCGAGGAGAGGUACUGUAAUGAACACUUGCCCUGCCCUCCGCACGUUUACUGGUCGGCCUGGUCGGCAUGGGAACGCUGCAAUGUGCCUUGUGGCGGAGGCAUCCAGUCACGACGCAGGACCUGUGAGAACGGCAACGACUGUCCUGGGUGUGGUCAGGAGUAUCAGUCGUGCAACACAAUGCCGUGUCCUGACCUGAAGAAGACCACACCCUGGACUCCCUGGACACCCGUCAACAUCUCUGAUAAUGGUGGCCACUAUGAGCAACGUUUCCGCUACACAUGCAAAGCUCGAAUCCCAGACCCAAGCCUGCUGGAAGUGGGCAGACAGAGGAUUGAGAUGCGCUACUGCUCCAGUGAUGGAUCCACCGGCUGCUCCACUGAUGGUGAAGUGCUUCGUCUGGGGAGAAUCUCGGGUCACAACGUGAAUGGUGGCUGGUCAUCCUGGAGUUCCUGGUCACAGUGCAGCAGAGACUGCAGCCGUGGAAUCCGAAGCCGAAAGAGGACCUGCAGUAACCCAGAACCGCGCAGUGGAGGCCAGACAUGCCUGGGCCCAGCACAGGAGUAUCAAGAGUGUAACAUCACCCCUUGUCCAGUGGAUGGUAGUUGGUCAUGUUGGUCUUCAUGGUCCAAGUGCUCUGUGACAUGUGGAGGGGGACACUAUAUGAGGACACGAACCUGCAGCAACCCCCCACCAGCUCACGGAGGGGACAUCUGUCUGGGCCUCCACACCGAGGAGGCGCUGUGCAACACGCAGGCUUGUCCAGAGAGCUGGUCCAGCUGGUCAGAGUGGUCCCACUGCGACUCCAGCGGUGCCCAGCUGCGCAUGCGUCACUGCGAUGUCCUUUUUCCCACUGGAAACCAGUGCUCAGGAAACAGCAGCGAGACCAGGCCUUGCUCUCCUGACUCCAAUUUUAUCCCAGAAGUCUCUAUUGCACGUUCCAGUCAGGAGGAGAGGCGCUGUGGAGAUUUCAACCUUUUCCACAUGAUUGCUGUGGGGCUUAGCAGCUCCAUUCUGGGCUGCCUGGUCACCCUACUGGUCUAUUCCUACUGCCAGCGCUACCAGCAGCAGUCCCACGAUGCCACUGUCAUCCACCCCAUCUCAGCUGCUCCACUCAACACCAGCAUCACCAACCACAUCAACAAAUUGGACAAAUACGACUCCGUAGAAGCCAUGAAGGCCUUCAACAAAAACAAUCUGAUUCUUGAGGAAAGAAAUAAGUACUUCAACCCACAGCUUUCUGGGAAAACCUAUACCAACGCAUACUUCACCGACCUCAACACCUAUGAUGACUAUUAACCCUAGAUUCCACACCAUAACGGACACCCCUGCCCUAUUGUAUUCUUUUAUUUGUGCUUUGUAUUGAGAUUUGUGACACCACAUGUGGGACAGUCCCACUCAGAGACUCUAUGGCAGCUGGUAUGUAAUGAAAACACAGACACAGAGUUGCUAACAGAGGGAAAUACCCACUUUCUCUCAGGUGCCUUGGGUACACUUGGAAAUCUCAAAAUCUGGAGGCAAAUCUUGCCUUGACUUUCACUGAGGAACGGACAACUGGAUCUCCUCAUGUGGAUAAAAACGGGGGAAAAAAUAACUCUAUUCUGAGAUACUGUUUAGGAAACGUGAUCCCUAUAAACUUUCCUGUGAUGCCUCUAAAAACAGACCUGUAUUUGUAGUGAUGGAAAAUGUAAAAUAACCACAAAUUGCUUUGCAUGACUUCAUCUGAUGUGUCUCUGCUGUUUUGUCUCAUUUUGCAUGGUGGACCGCAUUCCAGGGUUCUAGUAGCAUUUUUUUCCUCUUCCUUUUUUUAUUUUUAGUUUUUUAUUUUAUUUUAUUUUUUUAUUCUUUUCUUUUGCUAGUCUUAGGU
Molecule: messenger RNA, 4391 nt
Organism: Melanotaenia boesemani (Boeseman's rainbowfish)
Lineage: Eukaryota; Metazoa; Chordata; Actinopteri; Atheriniformes; Melanotaeniidae
Gene: sema5a
Product: sema domain, seven thrombospondin repeats (type 1 and type 1-like), transmembrane domain (TM) and short cytoplasmic domain, (semaphorin) 5A
Exons: 22
Coding region: 587-3823 (1078 amino acids)
Biological process (GO): semaphorin-plexin signaling pathway; positive regulation of cell migration; neural crest cell migration
Molecular function (GO): semaphorin receptor binding; chemorepellent activity
Source: RefSeq, a predicted model, not a curated record